CUUGUAGCAGCUAGCGAAAGAAGAAACCGUCAGAAGAGAAGAUGGCGAGAGGCGGUCGGAACCUGCGGAGAAUAGCAGAGUAUCUGAAGCAGUUACCGAGUCCAGCGUGCCGGGAAAUACAGAGAAAAAACAACGUCAGAUACCUGUCGUCAUGUGGGAUUCUGGUUACACGUAUUCCUCCACUGUUGGGAGCAGCCGUGCCGUGUCAAGCUGCCGUGAUCCCGGCACGGACCUUCUUCAACCUCACCGACUCCUUUUCCAAGAGAAAGGAGUACUCAGAGAGGCGCAUCAUCGG
Austrofundulus limnaeus is the source of this 295-nucleotide messenger RNA. It is a transcript of the gene coq10b, whose product is annotated as coenzyme Q10B. Gene Ontology annotation, cellular component: mitochondrion. NCBI's taxonomy places the organism in Eukaryota, Metazoa, Chordata, Actinopteri, Cyprinodontiformes, Rivulidae. Gene Ontology annotation, molecular function: ubiquinone binding. The record is from RefSeq and is a predicted model, not a curated record. Gene Ontology annotation, biological process: cellular respiration.